Lichtheimia ornata is the source of this 1578-nucleotide messenger RNA. RefSeq lists its product as uncharacterized. The coding region runs from base 1 to 1578 and encodes 525 amino acids. Gene Ontology annotation, cellular component: membrane. Gene Ontology annotation, molecular function: transmembrane transporter activity. The transcript is spliced from 3 exons. Lineage: Eukaryota; Fungi; Mucoromycota; Mucoromycetes; Mucorales; Lichtheimiaceae. The record is from RefSeq and is a predicted model, not a curated record.
AUGUACCUUCUUUGUAAAUUACUUUACAUUACCGUCUUUGGUUUGCUAACGGCAUGCCCACCCUACUUUGCAUUGUAUUAUCAUAAUGUGCUUCGAUUUUCAUCCGACCAGAUCGGCUUUACCAUAGCCAUAGCCCCUUUUGUUCAAUCCAUUGCAUGUCCUAUAUGGGCCUAUGUUGUAGACAAACGUCCAAAUCUUCAUGGCGUUACCAUGGCAAUCACAGGCUGUAUCGGUUGCCUCUCGGUGAUGUGUAUCAUGGGCAUUGGUCAUUAUGUACAAGCCAUGUAUGAUGCUACUCUAUCGACGUUUUCCUCCUCCUCCUCCCAUGGUAGUGGUGAUGCUGGUGACAGUAAUGGAUCGGUUGUCAUGGCAACAUGUGCUCUAUCCCUGGCAUUUGCCUUUUUCGCGUUACCAAAUGUGGCUCUUGUUGACAGUGCAGUCAUGAAAAUCCUUGGCCCUAACAAGAUCCUUUAUGGGGAGCAACGAUUAUGGGGAUCCGUAUCUGCUGGAUUGACUAUUCUUCUUGUGGGUGUAUUAAUGUCAAUCACUAACAAUUUGGACAUGAUGUUUUGGGUAUGCGGUGGCUCGACCUUGUGUUUCAUGGUGUUCGCUUUUAUGACACGCAUCCCUUCUCCUGCAACAUUUGACUACUUGGAUGAUGAGAGCAGUGUACAACAUCAGCACAACGAUUACAUGGAUCCUUCAGCAGGGAAUGAUGAACGCACAAGGCUUUUGCACCAGGUAGCAUCAUCGACACAAUACAACUAUGAUGGCAAGGAAGAUGAAGCAUGGAUUGGGGCCGCAGCCAACCAACUAAAGUUAACCUCCUCCAUUGUAUCGCGUGCACGUACCUUAAGAGAAGAAGCAAAUGAUGCAUUGGAAACAAAUUUGGGCUUGGCAGUAUCACGUGUCUUAUCGGUGGAGCAUGCCUCCGUAUUGCUACCAGCUGCUACAGGAGAAGAAUCGGAUUCAGUACAAGUACCAGAUGGCGCCUCGUUUCGAUCACCUCGCGUUUUGACAUUUUUGAGCACCACCUUGUUGUUUGGUAUCGUGCUAUCCAUUGUUAUCAAUUACCUCUUUUUGUUCCUCAACAAUCAUCUCCAUAUGCCGGCAAGCUGGAUCGGGUGGACUGGUCCUGUGGGUGGUUCUACAGAGCUGUUGUGUUUUUACUUUUCCAAACAACUGUCUGAGCGUUUUAGCGUGACGAAAUUGGUGGUGUUUGCUCAUGUUGUAACCAUUGCGCGUUGUCUUGCCUACACGUGGUUGGUGCCGGACUCGUUUGUAAGCUUUGUGAUUGCGAUUUGUUUGCAGACCAUGCAUGGAUUCGGUUUUGCCAUCUUUUGGAGCACGGCUGUCAGCGAAGUCGAUAGCUUUUUCCCUCCAGAGCAACGUGCUGUUGCUCAAGGUGUUCUUGGUUCGUUGCAUCUUGGCCUUGGCAAUGGCUUAGGUGCGCUCUUGGGUGGUUACCUCGAUAGCUAUCUCGGCUCCCUUUGGAUGUUUCGAUGCAAUGCCAUCCUUUGUGCAUUCAGUAUUCUCGUCUUUGCCAUUGGACGCCUUUCACGCCCCCAACAUGCUUAA